AACAGUUAGAUGAAAGAAGACUCAGCACUCACUCGCUCACUUCCUGGCGGUGGUAGCAAGGACCUCCAAGGUUGAAGCUUCCGUUGCCAGUGCCUGAUCACCCAUACACGCUGCCUCCUCUCCUUCUAACCACAAGUAAAGGUAACCUUCCCUGCUUGCCGCUUUUGCGGAUUGCCUUAACUUUUUUUUCUUUGCGGUGGGGAGAAUGAUGAAGAAAACACAUGAUUAAUGAGCGUGGAGGACCAGUAGAAGGGAGGACGAGGCGGUGUGUGACAACUGAGGCAGUGGUAUAUAAGGUUUGCUGAGCAGCUUCAUCGGCAGAGUUCUCACUCGUCUCCACUUCUUUACACGACCAAACAUGAGGGUUCUGUUGGCUUUUGCUGGCGUGGUGCUGCUGCUGGGCGUGUGCUCUGGGGCGCCCGACCUGUCUUCCCACUCCUCCAAUGGUAACGGCCACGGAGGAAACGGAGGUGGACACGGAUGCAGCGGAUGCCACGGAGGAGGCAACGGGUUUGGCAGCAACGGCAACAACGGAGGCAACGGCCGCUAUGACGGUUCCAAUGGCGGGUUCAACGGUGGAUCUAAUGGCGGCUCCAACGGUGGCUCAAAUGGAGGUUAUGGUUCCAACGGGGGUUCCAACGGCGGUUUCAAUGGAGGUUUUAACGGCGGCCACGCCGGUACAAACGGCGGUUCCAACGGCCGUCCCAUCACCUAUGGCAAGUGAACCAAAUGACUCCAGAUGACAAACACACGACAGGAAGAUGAAAGGGAAGAACUAUUGUAACCUAAUCAUUCUCCCUCUCUCUCCCUCUCUCUCUCUCUCUCUCUCUCUCUCUCUCUCUCUCUCUCUCUCUCUCUCUCUCUCUCUCUCUCUCUCUCUUUCUCUCUCUCUCUCUGUCUGUCUGUCUGUCUGUCUGUCUGUCUGUCUCCCUUCAUGUAUUUGUGUCCCUGCGUGUGUAUCAAAGCCAGCCGUGUAAGCAUUACCGAUGGCAAUGAUGAGUCAGUAUCAAAACGAUCAAUAAAAUUUGCUGUUUGUA
Molecule: messenger RNA, 1037 nt
Organism: Scylla paramamosain (green mud crab)
Lineage: Eukaryota; Metazoa; Arthropoda; Malacostraca; Decapoda; Portunidae
Exons: 2
Coding region: 359-724 (121 amino acids)
Source: RefSeq, a predicted model, not a curated record